Molecule: messenger RNA, 897 nt
Organism: Acaulospora colombiana
Lineage: Eukaryota; Fungi; Glomeromycota; Glomeromycetes; Diversisporales; Acaulosporaceae
Source: the annotation of a GenBank genome assembly
AUGGAAUACAUCUUUGUAGUUCAGCCUUCCUCGAACUACGUACACAAGACCUCGCAACAUAAAAAAAAGCCUAGAGAAACCUCUAGCAAAAAUUGUGAACCAAAGACUACCCUUGAUUACAUCCAAAUGCCGAGAGCCUCUGAAAUUGAGAUAUCUGAGUUCAUAAAUCGUUCGGAAGAGCGGAUUGGCACGAAAACUCCAAACGGAUUUUUUGUCUACAGACGAAUAUUCACUAGGGAGGUCUCGAGACUUAACCAUAGGUUGGACAUGUCUAAUGUGUCUAAGAUGGCGAGCUGUCAAUGGCACAAUGAAGACAUAACGGUUCGUGAGGAGUACAGACGAGUCGCGUCAAUAAUUGGCAGAAGAAUCAAGGAGCGCGAACAUGAACUCUCCAAAUCUUUUUUGGGGGGAUUCAUUCCAUAUAUCCCGCAAGAACUUCAUCUUUCUGCAGGACCUAACCCACAUGAUGUCGUCGAACAGUCUCCGUAUAUCCCACAGGAACCCUCUCCUUCCCUGGUGUCUGAACAUGUGCUAUCUCAAGCUUUUGAGGGGGUAUUCGUUCCGUAUAUCUCGCAGGAACGUCUUCCUUUUGAAGGGCCCAGCCAACAGGGAGUUGCGUACGAAGAAUUAAUGGCGUGUCCUAUCAGCGAAAGAAUCGAAGAGGGUGAACUUGAUCUGUCUCCGUAUAUCUCACAGAAGCCUUUUCCUUCCCUAGUGACUGAACAUGAACUGUCUCAGACUUUUGAGGGGGAAUUUGUUCCACUUAUCUCACAGGAACCUUUUCCUUCCGGAUGUCCUGACCAACAAGUUGUUAUGGACGAAGGAUUGUCGAGAUACUUGUAUGAGUGGUAUUCUAAAGACAACAUAUUUGAUGAGUUCUUUGAAAAAUUAGCGUAA